Molecule: messenger RNA, 375 nt
Organism: Funneliformis mosseae
Lineage: Eukaryota; Fungi; Glomeromycota; Glomeromycetes; Glomerales; Glomeraceae
Source: the annotation of a GenBank genome assembly
AUGACCACAAGAAAAUCUCGUAAUGGACGAUUAUUACGUUCACAAGUUGCUGAAGAAAAGGCAGCGGCGGUAGUUGGUGGAGCCGCUGCAGAAGAAAAGAUACUGAACAAUUUUUUUACAGAACAUCGACUGGGUUCUACCAAAUGGAAGGAAAGAAAAGGAGCUCUAAGACUUCGAGGAUUAUGGAUAACUAUUAUUCUGAUUUUAUCUGCAGUUAUUGCAAAAGCAUCUAAGACGACAGACAACUCCUGUGGAAAAUCCGCCCCAGCAACAAAGCCAGGAAGUCUUCCAAAAAAUGCUUCUACUAAACUUGUUGCUCCACCUUUCAAAGAAGAGUGGAAAGGAGAGAAAGAAAUGUCAAGUUUGCUGAAUUGA